Messenger RNA from Penicillium soppii, 3132 nucleotides. Its product is annotated as putative AAA family ATPase. Gene Ontology annotation, cellular component: cytoplasm. Gene Ontology annotation, molecular function: ATP hydrolysis activity; RNA binding; ATP binding. The coding region runs from base 1 to 3132 and encodes 1043 amino acids. The transcript has 5 exons. Lineage: Eukaryota; Fungi; Ascomycota; Eurotiomycetes; Eurotiales; Aspergillaceae. The record is from RefSeq and is a predicted model, not a curated record.
AUGGCGGAUCGCACUUUUACUGCUCGACCGCUGCCAAAACAGCAGGCACGGAAGGAUUUAAAAGAUGCUUUUCGAGUUUACCUUUCCUCCUCCUCCUUAGCUGCUUUAAGGCUCCAAACAGAGGGUAUUUGCACCCUGAAACAAGGUGCUGGAGCACCAAAGACUGCCAUAGCAUGGUAUGCAACAGAAAACCUUCAAAGCACUGUCAUGCAAAUAUCCAGGACUUUGCAAGAUUGCUAUGAUAUCAAGAUUGGGGAAAAGGUUUCAAUCACUAGGGCUGACGGCCCUUUAACAGACAUCAAAUUGGUGACAUUGAAGGACUGUUCAGACCCCGAGAAGAUCGAAAGAUACGGCUCAAUUUCAGACAAUGACCAAUCACAUUGGGAAUGGGCCUUGGAUGAAAAAUUACUCAGAUGUGGAUGUUUGACGACCGGCUUGACCAUUGAUUUAGAGCUCCGGGGCCAACACAGGAGUUUUCAAGUGAUCAACAUACGCUCCCAGGAUCCCAGCUCGGGUCAUACCCUGUUCCAAUUCACAGAGGCUUCACGCAGCUCCCUUGGUCCAGUCAUAGAGGAAAAAGAAGAAAUAGCCUCAAGUAUUGAAGUGAAACCUACUGGUCUAGGAGGUCUUUCCCGCCAGAUUGAGGACAUCAAUGAGAGUUUAUCCGAUUUCAAUAUUGAUCCCCGAAAGCCGGUGAUGCCAUCAUUCUACGAGAACGGCCGAGGGAUCUUACUCUAUGGACCAAAGGGGACCGGUAAGACCAGUCUUCUGGAUCAGAUCGAGAAAGCUGGCUGGAAACAAACAUUCAAGAUCGGCACAUCAUCCCUAGGAAGGAGUAUCGCGGAAGGCGAACUCAAGCUGCGCAAUAUUUUCCAGGAGGCAGCUCGCUCUAAGCCCAGCGUGAUCAUCAUCGACCAGCUCGAAUUUAUUGCCCCAAAGCGAACCUCAAUCGAGUCGCAAUCUCUUGCUUCUGUCCUCUGUGAGAAUCUAGACGCCAUUCGAAAUGCAUCGAUUCUCGUGGUGGCCGCAACGCGGCACCCAAAUCAAGUGGAUGACGCUCUCAGAACACCCCAUCGACUCGGAACAGAGAUCGAGCUACAAGUUCCCACUGCCCAGGACCGGGCUGAGAUACUGCGAGCUAUCCGUGGGCCAGUAUCUGCCGGGUUGACUGAUGAACUUGUAGAAUUGUUAGCUGAAAAGACCCAUGGAUACGUUGGAGCCGACCUUUUUGCCUUGUUACAGCUUGUCUGCCGCAAAGCCCGACAGCGGCAACUGUUAGAGCAACCCCGUACAGUCCCACCGGCCAAUCCCACGAAUGAACCCUAUAGCUCGCACCAUGGAGGCUCAAGCGACGAGAACCCGACCAUCCCCUUGGAAAUUCAAGAAACAGACAUUUCACUCUCCCUACAAGAAAUCCGCCCCACAGCCAUGCGUGAAGUGUUCUUAGAAACACCCAAGGUGAGAUGGUCAGACAUCGGUGGACAGCAUGAGAUCAAAAAACGCCUCCAACAGGCUGUUGAACGACCCUUGAAGUAUCCCCAACGAAUGCGCAGACUCAACGUGAAUAGUAAAAAGGGUGUCUUACUUUACGGACCACCAGGUUGUUCCAAGACUUUGACCGUCAAGGCCCUUGCCACUGAAGCUGGGUUAAAUUUCUUGGCCGUCAAGGGAGCUGAGAUCCUCAGUAUGUACGUUGGAGAGUCCGAGCGAUCCCUGAGAGAAAUUUUCAGGAAAGCACGAGCCGCACGACCCAGUAUUAUAUUCUUUGAUGAGAUCGAUGCUAUUGCUGCUCGGCGUGGUAGCAGUUCUGGAGGCGUCAAUGUUCUUACGACUUUGCUGAAUGAAAUGGACGGUAUCGAGGAGCUCCGAAAUGUGUUGGUUGUCGCUGCAACCAACAAACCUGAUGUCUUAGACCCAGCCUUGAUGCGUCCUGGACGACUGGACAACAUUCUCUACAUUGGCCCACCGGACUUUGAAGCGCGCAAAGAAAUCAUUCGCAUCUGGGCCAAAAAGUCCGUGGUAAACCCCGAUGUUGAUUUGGAAGAUCUUGCAUCUCAAACUGAAGGUUAUUCUGGUGCGGAGAUUGUGAGUAUUUGCGAAACUGCUGGAGAUGCAGCAUUGGAUGAAGAGGAAGAGACCAAUCAGGAGCUAGAUGUGCAAUGGAAGCACUUUGAAUACGCUCUGGGACAAGUGCGGCGGCAGAUCACAGAUACGACGUUUGCGCGCAUUGCGCUAAAUCUUACAUGUCCCCCAGAUCACCUCGACACUCAUUCUCAAUGGACCAAGACAGAGGACGAUCACGCUCCGUGCGUCAUUCAAGGCCCCUCAGCGAACCACGAAGUAUCACCCGAAGCCCAUCCCAAGGUCGACGCGAUCGUCAUCGUUCAAGAACCCGUUCCAGAUCCCCUUCUCGUGGCAGAACACGAUCUCGCACUCGCAGCCGAAGUGUCCGUCGCUAUCAUAGUCGGAGUGAAAGUCGCUCGCCAACUCCAAACCCCAGUCCCCCGAGAAGCUCUAAGGUUGUCCAUCGAUCCAAAGCUAACUUUCGUUCUCAAUGUGAAGAUUGUGGUCGAAAAAUUGACCAAGAAUGUCACGGAAAACCACGUUCGAGAGAUUUUCGGGGGCUUCGGAGAGAUAGAGUAUCUCGACGUUCCGAUGAACAAAUCUUUCAUGACGAACCGAGGAACCGCGUAUAUUCUUUACUACGAUCCGGCCGAUGCAGAAGCAGCCAUUGCUCACAUGCACGAAGCCCAGCUUGAUGGGGCCAUUUUGAAUGUCUCAAUUGUUCUCCCUCGACGCAAAUUCUCACGCUCACCUCCCCCUGCAUCAAAGCGAGGAAAUGGUGGCCGCUCCCGAUAUGGUCGAGGGCCAUACGCAGGCCCACCAUCCCCACACAGACACGGUGGUGCACGGCCUACGGAACGGCAUGACGUGUAUAGGCCACAAUCUAUAUCUAGAUCACGGUCUCCUGUUCGCUCGCGAUCAUAUUCCUCUCGUUCACGAUCACCACUUCCACGCAGAGAUAGUCUGAAGACAGAAACCCGACCCCGCAGACGUCGAAGCCCAAGCUACAGCAGCUACAGCAGUCGAAGCCGCAGUCCCAACCGAAACAGGGUCCGCAAUCGACAUUGA